AUAGAAAGAGAGAUGUCAGUGUACACCUUUGGAUUGGGAGUGAAUGGUGCAUUGGGUCAUGGCGAUGAACAAUCACAGAACUUGCCAAAGAAGAUACAAUACUUUGGUGACAAUAACAAACGAAUCAAGAGGAUAGCAUGUGGAUCAUAUCAUACUGUAUUCAUAACAGACGACGAUGAGUUAUAUAUGACAGGUAUUAGUCAAGAUCCAAAGAAUGGAACGACAUUGUUUUAUGGUCGAACGGGUACGACUGAACCAUUGACGACUGGUAGUGACACUUCAUCACAGACGGAUGAUCGCAAGUUAUCGAUAACAGCAUCAGAGUCUGGUGGUAACAGUCCACCAACGAGUGCCGCCGACGCUAGCAUCACAGCUCAGCAACAACAUCCCCAACCACAUCCACAACGUAUCGAUGAGGACAAGCGAACAGAGACGAUGGAGGGCAUCUCGCUGAUCACCAGUAUUUGGAUGACCGAUGUCAAGCCGCCUGUCACCACGCCCAUCCGCAUCUCCCUGGACUUUUUGCAAGGCAGUCCACACAGCAGUGUCAAGCAGGUGGCGCUUGGCAACUAUCACAUCGUCAUCCUGACCGAGGGUGGCAACGUUUGGUCCUGGGGAUCAAACUCCAAUGGACAGCUUGGCAUUGGUCUGGACGUCCAUUCCAACACACCACGAAUGGUCGAGCUCAAGUGUGUCAAGCAUAUCGCCACAGGUGUCAAGCAUACAGCCGCCAUCAAUGAGUGGGGAGAGCUAUACAUGUGGGGAAUCAAUGAUCAUGGUGAGCUUGGACUUGGAGAUACAGGUCAUCGAAGACUUCCAACAAGAGUAUCCAAGUUAAAGUCAGAGUAUGUGACCAUGGUGGCAUGUUCCAGCACUCACUCUGUCUGUUGCACAGACUCUGGAAAGAUGUACUCAUGGGGACAAUGCGACAAGCUUGGAAAGAUACAGACUGUUCCAACAGUGUUGCCAUUCCAAAAUCAUUUGGAGGGCGAUGCAGAUGGCGGAGGAUGUGGAGGUGGAGGCGAGGUGCGACAGAUUGCAUGUGGCGAGUGGCAAAUUGCAGCUUUGACACAGCUUGGCGAGGUGUACUUGUGGGAGGUUGGCGGUCGACCCACCCCCAUCCAUCACCUGCUAGCCCAGCACAGCGUGCGAUCGAUCACCAUGGGCAACUUCCAUCUGGUGUGCCUCACUGACAAGGGUCAGGUGAUCACUCUGGGCAGGAACAAGUCUGGCCAGCUUGGCCGCAUACUGGCGUCCACCGAACAGGGCUAUCAGCCUGGCUUGGUCAAGGAGCUGUGCCACGAUGAGGAAACGGCCACCACCAAGGUUGGCCUGCCCGACAAGGACUUUGUAAUUCAGAUACAGGCGGGCGAGUACCACAGCGUGGCGUUGGUGCAUGAUGCACCCAAGACCAAGGCGUUGCUGAACCUGCUCAAGGUACAGCGUAACUACCUGCGACAGUUGAACAUCCUUUCAAAGAUAUACUACAAAUCGAUGAUGACCAUCGCCACACCUAGCGAUCCGCUCGUCACCUCUCUGCUUCAACAGACUGCGUCGGGCCAGAACCCGUCGUCACACCCUUCCGCCGCCUCGAUCUUUAAUACCAACCAGGUCAACAACCCUUACAUCACGCCCAACUCGCCACAGUUUGGAAGCACGCCACCAUCACCCGCGUCUGCGCUGGCGCCACCAUCAUCGCCCAGCAAUCCUCACACUCAAGCAAUCACAUCCAGCUCAUCAGCAUCCUCUCCCAACCUCAUGAGUCCGAGCGGCUCGUCCACCGUGCGACUGAGGACUGCCAGCAUGGCCACCAUCAGAGGCCUUUUUGGCCUGAAUGCACUGUCGAGCAUGAGCACAGAGGAGACGUCGAUCACCGAGGAGGAGGUGUCGGGCAUCUUCUGCGACCUUACCCUUCUCAUCAGAUCGACACAGAUCUUCUUGAGCCGCCUUGACUCACGUCUAGACAAUUGGGACGUCAUCAACAAGGUCGUGGGCGACAUCUUCCUCGAUGACAACAUAAUGAGCAACUACCGUGUCUACAUCCCAUUCAGUGACAACUACAACUCUGCCUGUAUGACCUUGUUCAAUGCUCGCAAGCGCACAGAGAAGCUCACCACACUACUCAAGGAAUGUGAGAAGCGAUCACAAUCAUUUGGCAUCAGGUUGGAUCAAUCACUCGUCCAGGACAUGGACCUCAAGAGUCUAUUGUUGGCGCCACUUCAGAAUAUCCCAAGACUAUACAUCAUGCUAAAGAAACAUAAACAGGAUAUUCAAAGCUUGUCGACUCACAAGGAUAGUGAGUUGCUCAAUCAGGCAGCUGGCAAGUUCCAGGUGUUGUUGGAAAGAAUGAAUCAAAACUUCCAGUUCGUCGAUGCCGUCGAGAUAUUGAACUGCUCCAGCAAUGAAUAUGGCAAUCCACAGAUCAUGGGUGGUUCCUUGGCACAGCUUGUCGACAAGUUGACUCAUCACAACAUCUCAGAUCCCAACUUUGGCAAUGUAUUCCUACUCACGUUUAGAGCAUUCACGACGCCACUGCAUCUAAUGGACAUGCUCUAUGAGAAGUAUGAAAAGACACCAGCCGUCAAGAACCGAGUGCUCAACAUCCUGACGGCAUGGAUCGUCAACCACUUCUACGACUUUGAGAACGACCCCAUCCAAGAGAUCAUGGACCUUCCCAACCAUCAUCCCAGCUCACUAUCCGUGCGCAUGGAGGACUGGAUCAAGACAUCCAACAACACCCUAAUGAACUCUGUCAAGAAGGAGUAUGAGAAGCAAAGAGGAAGAGUAACUAACACCAACAUCAACCAUGCACAACAGAGUGUUGAGAGUAGACUUAAUUCACUGUCUGUAAAGAUCCCAAUACCAGCAUCGACGCCAACCAUAUCAUUGUUGGACUUCUCAAGCAUGGAGAUUGCACAGACUAUCACAGUGUUGAAUCAUCUCUACUUUGCCAAGAUUGACAAGAGAGAGUUCCUCAAUCAGGCAUGGGCAAAGAAGAAGGCACCCAACAUCCAAGCAUCAACUGAUCACUUUAACAGACUGAGUCAAUUGGUUGUAUCCGAGAUCGUUCAACAAAAGAUGUCAAAGCAGAGAGCAGCAACAUUAUCCCAUUUCGUUGCCGUCGCACAGAACUGCUUCGAGUUGAACAACUUCACAGGAGUGGCGGCAAUAAUUUAUGGACUAAACUCUGGACCAAUAUCAAGAUUGAAGAAGACAUGGAGCAAACUAUCCAAGGACACUAUGAACACGUUUGAAUAUCUGGAGAAGGUUGUAACACCAUUGAAGAAUUAUAUCUCAUUGCGCCAUUUGAUGGCCACCGUCCAGCCACCUUGCACACCAUUCCUUGGUAUCUAUCUCAAGGAUCUAACAUUUACAGAGGAUGGCAAUCCCUCUGUGAUUGGUGGUCUGAUCAACUUUUACAARGCACCGUAA
Molecule: messenger RNA, 3432 nt
Organism: Acytostelium subglobosum LB1
Lineage: Eukaryota; Evosea; Eumycetozoa; Acytosteliales; Acytosteliaceae
Exons: 9
Biological process (GO): Ras protein signal transduction; positive regulation of GTPase activity
Cellular component (GO): plasma membrane
Molecular function (GO): guanyl-nucleotide exchange factor activity
Source: RefSeq, a predicted model, not a curated record